Messenger RNA from Bactrocera latifrons, 861 nucleotides. Its product is annotated as transcription initiation factor TFIID subunit 12-like. The record is from RefSeq and is a predicted model, not a curated record. The transcript has 2 exons. The coding region runs from base 1 to 861 and encodes 286 amino acids. Lineage: Eukaryota; Metazoa; Arthropoda; Insecta; Diptera; Tephritidae.
AUGUAUUUCUUCAAAGUUGCCAUUCUGUUGCUCGGCCUAGCAGCCGUGACACUACCCGCCUCAGGUAAACAGAUCCCUCAAUCUGGUGCAGAACAAAGAUAUCAGUUGUUUAAUAGACCGCGGUUACAUGCUGGAAAGCGUAUCCAUGAAGAAGUGGCUAGUGGACGUGUUGUCUCUCAGGAUUUUAUCAAUAAAUUUACCUCACUGAAGAAUCCCAGCACAACCACCACUUCUAUCAUUACAACAACAUCAACACUUGUACCAUCAACUCCCACGACCACAACUGUUACCCUUUCGCCCGCCACACCUACGGCAUCCACAACAUCACCUACCUCAACCUCACCUACAACGCCCACAACAACAACAACAACUGCAUCAGCUACUCCCACUACACCAACAACAAAUACUACAGGCCGUUUCCUCGCCAAUUUCGACGACGACUCAGAUAAUGAAGAUGAAGAUUUCGUCUUAGCAUUGUACCAUCCCGAUAGGAAUUCCAUUGACAAUUACGAACAGGAGGAAGGAGACGACAGCGACGAUGUCGGUGUUGCCGGCAUUGGAGAUUUGAAUGACUCAGUCGAGGAUAUUGGUCGCGCAGCACGUGCUCGCCCCUCGAAUUGGCGUCGUCGCCAGGCGCAACUUCGCUUGCAACGUCAACGUCAACGCCAGCGGCGUCUAAACAGACGUCGUCGUCAGUCGCAAAUAAAGGCUCGUCGUCAACGUCGCCGCCGUCAACAGCGUCGUCGCAACCAACAGAAAAGACGUCAACUCGCCAAGAAGAAGCAGCGUCGUUAUCGUCGCGGCGGCAAAAAGUCGCGUCGCUCUAACAAACGUAGACGCAUUGUACGGGUGAAGGUUUAA